Molecule: messenger RNA, 4517 nt
Organism: Klebsormidium nitens
Lineage: Eukaryota; Viridiplantae; Streptophyta; Klebsormidiophyceae; Klebsormidiales; Klebsormidiaceae
Source: the annotation of a GenBank genome assembly
UUUGCAAGUUGCAGUCUGGAAUUUUGGCCCCCAUUUCAAGUCACUUUUCAUGAUCUUUCUGGGGACUCCUUCCUGCUCCUUCGUCGCCAGGGCCUGCUUGUUCUCUUCCUCGUCUCCACCUUGGAGGUUUCCAGCGUUUGCAGGCCAAAGCCAAAGUACAAGCAGGGCCAAGGGCCCUGUCGCUGGCAGUAUUUCUUUUGCGCAUGGUCGACGAGACCAGUCGUCUCCGCCGGAGACACACAAACUGUGAGGAGUGACUGGAUAGCAAGAGGCAGCCAUGUUGAUUCACGUGGCUCAGAAUGGCAAGAAGUUUGAACUGGACUGCCAGGCCAGCACUAGCGUGGAUGUCGUCCAAAAGGCGCUGGCCACCCUCAUGGGCGUGCCCCCCGCCGAGCAGAUGCUCAUCUGCCGCGACCUGCGCCUGGAGCCUUCCCGCACGCUCGGCCACUACGGCCUCCCCGCCGAAGACAAGCACGUGUUCCUCUUCAACCGGUCCAGUCUAGUCGCUGAUGCUCCAAUUCCAGAGGCAGACCUAGUCGACGAUGUCGAGCUGGAGCUUCCUGGGGAACCAUCUAGGCUGGAGAUUGGCCACCCCCUAGAUGAGAGUCCAAACCCGCUCCUGCGGGCGCUGCCCUCGUACGAGCGGCAGUUUCGGUAUCACUAUCAGAAGGCGCAGGCGAUUUGGCGGGGGAGCCAGCAGCGGUAUGACUUGUGCAGGCAGCUGUUUGCUGAGAUGGAGGUGCAGGCCAUGGCUAUCCAGACAGCACGCGGCAACAUGGACAUUUACUACAGCCAUAUGAAGCAGAGAUAUGAUGAAUUUACCCGCUCCUGCCAAGAGCAACACCGGAAGCACUCUGACAUUCUCGGCAACUUUGAGCGGGACAUGGAGCGCCUUCGCAACACGGAGCUGCACCCGGUCCUCAAGACAGAAAGUCGCAGCACCUUGCUGGACUGUCUGAACGACCAGGGCAUCCGAAAGUGGGCUGACGACUGCGCAACCUCGCAUACCCACUUCGAGGCCAAGGUCGGCGAGUUGCGGGCUCAAUUCACGGGCCUGCAAAGGAACGUAGAGGACCUCAAGAUGACGGAACCAGAUGUCGAUUUGGAGCACAUUGAAGACCAGAUGGACGAGCACCAGGCGGCGGUGGACGAGCAAGCGAGCAUUCUGCAGUCGCUCAGCAAGGACCUGAACACCGUCAAAAAGCUGGUCGAAGACUGCGUCAGCGGGCAGCUCACCUCGUCCCUUCGCCCCCUCGACGCGGUUGCGGCCCUCGACCCGAUGAGCGAGGUCCACAUCAACAACCACUUACCCACCGUGGAACACUGUGAUGCGCGCCUCUCGGGGCUCGUGCAACACAUGAAUAAGUGCAAGGUCGCGAUGACGCGCUGCGUGCAUACGCAGCUGCAGAGCGUGGCGGCCCUCCAGCGGCGGAUCCGCGACAUGCGGAACCAGCUGGUGGGCUACCGGGAGGCGAUGCAGAGACAGGAGGAGGUGUUCGCCGAGCUGCUCCUUGUGCGAAAGGUCGCGUCCAGCUACCGCGCGUGCCUUGCUGAGGUCGUCCGGCGCAAGGCCUAUGCUGAGUUGUACACGCGCAAGGCCGGCCAGCUGGCAGAGCGCAUGGCGCGAGAUCGCGAUGCUGAGGUGGCGCGCCGGGAGGAGUUCAUGCGGCAGCAGGGCCUUUUACCACGGGAGAUCCUAGAGGGGAUGGGCCUCUCGGGAGUGCCCAGCCAGUGCGAGGUGAACGUGCCCACCUUCGAUUCUUCGCUGCUCGACAUCGACGUUGCGGACUUGCAAAACUUGGCGCAGAUCGGGGGGGUGCCGGAGGAGCGGCCGAAGAGCCGGCUGGGGGGGGGGUCGAGACAGCUGUCGGCGAGCAUGAGCGGGAGCGGGGCGAUGAUUACGAGUACGAUGGUGGGGUCGCAGAAGGCGGGGGCGUUCGAGGGCGGGGGUGACGUCAGCAUCAUGACGGGGGUGGAGAGGAGAGAGACGUCAGUUGAAGGGGGGGUGGCGGGCGGUGGCUACGACAUGGAAGUGGAGAACGCGUGGUUGCGGUCUGAGUAUGCAGCCGCAGUCGCGAUGCUGUGCACUUUGGAAGAAGAGGAGGAGGCUGGGGGGGAGGAAUCGGCAGAGCCCGCCCCCCCUCGGAGGAGGGAGGCGGCGCAGCGGGUGAGCGAGGCGCUGCGCCGGAAGGACGAGCACGCGCAGUUCCUGCAGGAGUCGCUGGCGAGGCAGAAGCAACAACUAGAGGCGUAUGAGCAGCGGAUCCGGGAGGUCGAGGCGCAGCUGUCGGAGCAGCAUAAGAAGUCGCACCAGGCGCUGGGUGAGGCGUCUGGUACUGCAGAGGGGGGGUCGGUCGUCACUGCGGAGAAGGGGGGGGACAUGGGCGGCGAGGAUGUGACGAGUCUUGAGAAGAGCAACCCCUCGGAAAGGGUGGAAGAGGCGCGGCCGGCGGGAUUGGAUCAAACGAUGGUAGAUGCGACGCUAGGCGAGACGCGAAUGCUGGAGAGCGGGAUGGGCAGCGUUGUGAGGGACAUGGAGGAAGGGGGGGUGAGUGCGUCGCAAGAAGGGGGCGGGGCAAGCGGGCGGGUGGAAGAGGCUGGCGGGAAGCGGACGGAGCCGAAGGAUGAGGCUGACACCGCCCGCCAUAAAGCAAGCGGAGCCGACGUGGCGCAUGACGUCACCCUGCGUCGGGAGCUCCACCAGCUGCAGGAGGCGCUGUCGCACCGGACGGCGGCGUGCGUGGACGCGGAGGGGCGCGUGCAGGCGCUAACGGCGGAGGUGGCGGACCUGAACACGCAACUGAAGCGGAACGCAGACCUGCUGAGCGAGUGCCAGGUGAACUGCGCCCACCUGGAGAACCACCUGCACGAGGCCCGCGAGACGGCGCAGACCAACCUAGUCACCGCCGAGCGGCGCGGGAAGGAGUACGACUCUCUCCGCGCCAAGAGCGUCCGGAUGCACGGCCUACUGGACCGGCUGAACCGGUGCUUGGCAGCGCCGUCGGACGCUUUUCCGGAGGCGCUGAGCAAUCUGGCGGCGUCGCUCAGCAACGGCGGCCUGGGGCGUGCGGAGGACGAGGAGGUGUUUGUGGGCUCGGUGCGGCAACUGGCUGAGCAGGUCAACCAGCUGGUCCAACAGCGCGGCGACCUCCUGGCCCGCAUCCAGCAUGCGGAGGACGCCAAAGCACGCCUGGUGAAGCAAGUCGAGGUCGCGAGCGAGAAGCUGCGGUCGCUCGCUGUAAAACACGAGCGCGCGGUCCAGAUCGGCAAGGAGAAGAUCUGCUUCACGUCGUUCAACGUGCACGAGCUCGCGGUGUUUUUGCCGAACGGGGUCGGGCACUACGAGGCCGUCAACUGCAACUGCCCGUACUACUUCCUCGCGGAGGAGUCCGUUCUGCUGUUCCGGCACCACCAGCCGGAAUCCGCUCACAAGUACAUCGUGGGGCAGAUCGUGCACAUCGACCACAACGUGACGCGGCCGCCGUCGCCAGAGUCGAUGGCGGGGGGUUUGAUCGAGGGGAAGAACGAGGGGGGGGGAAGGGGGCCGCGGUGGAACCCGUUCGGGCUGCCCCUGGGGACGGACUAUUUCGUUGUGACGGUUGCCAUGGUGCCGGAUCUGACGACGUCACUGCAACGGGUGACGAGCAGUUGAUUUGGGCGGGCGAGUGAGGGCUUCAGGGGUUUGGGCCGUAGUGGAGGGGUUUGGGCGAAUCCUGCGGUGGUGGAGCUUUGGAGCUCGGGAGAAGAUUCUUAGGGCGUUGGCACCCACGGCUGAAUUCCAGCAGUGGGUGGCCGAAGCGGGAUGGACGGAAGCAGGGCUCUUCGUUGGCUUGCCGAGUUCAGUACGGAGGUAGUAGAUGGAUCCGGACGGCUGUGGGCUGGAGCGAGUGGGAAGCGCUGGUUCAUGGAGUGUGUGACGACAAGCUGGGGGGUCGAGCUGAGGAGAGAUGGAGCCUCGUUUGGACGAAGAAGGACCGAUAGUUGCAUACACCGUUUUACCUCGAUUAGGGGCCAAGUGAAGCAGAGCGGGUUUUAUCAGAUAUGAGGAGAUGGGGCAACAUGGAGCACAUGGGAGCAGUGCUGGGAAGAAAAUAGACCAUUCACGUGUAAAUGAGGCAGGUAAAAGCUGUACAUACUCACACUCGUUUACACGGCAAAGGGCAUGCCCGGAGAGAAGGUACAUAGGAGCACAGGGAAUAAGUAGGGCUGGCGCUCGAAAGUGAGGACCUCUAGGAUCAUUACGGCCAUAUGGGGUUUCUUAGUUAUAUUCACAUAUUUGUGUUCAUUAAAAGAGGUUGGUCAAAAGCUGGCUGUGCAGUUAGCGUACUUCUUUGUAUAGCGGGACUUGUUGGGUCGUGAAUAGAGACAUUAGCUAAACCUCUCUGACUGAAAUGAUUUGUACAUACUGCGCCCAUGUGCAAACCAUAGGCUCGGAACCUUCUUUUCGGCACUACACAGAAUCUUGUUUCGUCUCAACUUAGUUUCUGCCCGCUCUUAUUCACAUCCUACAAUUGAAC